UCGUCUUUUAAAUGCACAUAAAAAAUUAAUACAAUCAAACAAAUUCUUGUUCUUUUACACAAAAAACAGCAAGCACAAUGGCUAGCUUGACCACUGAGGAAUUAGACCGCAUCAUAAAAGACCUCACAUCUUUAAAUAUGGGAAAUUGCUCAUUCGAUGAAGAGCUUAUCAAGGGACUCAUUCAGCAAACCCGUAAUGUGAUAAUGAGGCAACCGAUGCUCCUGGAACUAAAGGCUCCGGUGAAAAUUUGCGGCGACAUCCACGGCCAGUUUACGGAUCUCUUGCGAAUUUUCCGGGCAUGUGGUUUUCCGCCAAAGGCAAACUAUUUGUUUCUCGGCGAUUACGUGGACCGGGGUAAACAAUCGCUUGAGACUAUCUGCUUGCUGUUCGCCUAUAAAGUAAAAAGUCCGGAGAAUUUCUUUCUGCUCCGCGGAAAUCACGAGUGUGCCAGCAUAAAUCGCAUUUACGGAUUUUUUGAUGAGCUUAAACGUAGGCAUACGGUGAGAUUGUGGCAAAGUUUUACGGACUGCUUCGAUUGGCUGCCAGUGGCGGCGAUUGUGGGUGAAAGAAUCUUCUGCUGCCACGGUGGAUUGAGUCCCUCGCUCCGGAAAUUGGAGGACAUCAAGCUGCUCCGAAGGCCAACAGCUGUUCCGGACGAGGGCCUGUGCGAUCUCCUCUGGGCGGAUCUCAGUACUACCGCCGACGGCUGGGGCCGAAAUGAACGCGGAGUAUCGUUCACCUUCGAUGAGGACAUUGUGCGGGAUUUCCUUAAGGCCCACGACUUGGACCUGGUGGCUCGCGCCCAUGAAGUUGUGGAGGACGGGUACGAGUUCUUUGCCAACCGCCGUCUGGUCACUAUAUUCUCAGCCCCCAACUACUGCGGUCAGAUGAACAAUGCCGGCGGCGUGAUGAGCGUCAGCGAGGACCUAACCUGCUCCUUUGUCAUCAUUAAGCCCAGCCACAAUUACAAAGAGAGCGAAUAA
Drosophila gunungcola (fruit fly) is the source of this 983-nucleotide messenger RNA. RefSeq names its product serine/threonine-protein phosphatase PP-Y (gene PpY-55A). NCBI's taxonomy places the organism in Eukaryota, Metazoa, Arthropoda, Insecta, Diptera, Drosophilidae. Gene Ontology annotation, cellular component: cytoplasm; nucleus. Gene Ontology annotation, molecular function: protein serine/threonine phosphatase activity. The record is from RefSeq and is a predicted model, not a curated record.